This is a messenger RNA of Aspergillus puulaauensis, 1533 nucleotides long. RefSeq names its product cytosine permease (gene FCY2). Lineage: Eukaryota; Fungi; Ascomycota; Eurotiomycetes; Eurotiales; Aspergillaceae. The coding region runs from base 1 to 1533 and encodes 510 amino acids. Gene Ontology annotation, cellular component: fungal-type vacuole membrane; plasma membrane. The record is from RefSeq and is a predicted model, not a curated record. Gene Ontology annotation, biological process: transmembrane transport. Gene Ontology annotation, molecular function: transmembrane transporter activity. The transcript has 2 exons.
AUGGCCGGGGCUCUCGAUUUUGACCUGGAGAAGAACCCUCCGGUGGCCCAGGCGGCCGCUGAUAACAGCAGCGAUGGCGCCGCACCCGGCGAGAGUUUCACGUAUGGCGACUCUCUAUACGCAAAAAUACAGCGCUUGGCCGGAAAGCUCAACAUUGAGCAGCGUGGCAUUGAACGGGUUCCCGCUGCAGAACAGACAGAUACGUCCUAUACCAAUGUAGGCAGCAUGUGGCUGGCGGCCAACAUGGUUGUCAGCUCCUUCGCUAUCGGUGCCCUUGCACUCCCUGUCUAUAACCUCGGGUUUGUGGACGCCAUUUUGACUAUCCUGUUUUUCAAUCUCCUCGGCAUCAUGACCGUCUGCUGGUUUUCCUGCUUCGGUCCAUUCGGCCUGCGGCAGAUGGUAUUCUCGAGAUUCUGGUUUGGCCCGUAUGCGAUAAAAUUCUUUGCAAUCCUAAACGUCCUCGCAUGCAUGGGUUGGUCCGCCGCCAACACCAUUGUAGGCGCUCAAAUGCUUCACGCAGUCAACGACGAUGUACCGGGGUUCGCAGCUAUCCUGAUCAUCGCCUUCUGUACACUCCUCGUUACGUUUGCUGGAUAUAGAGUGGUUCAUCUAUACGAGUUCUGGAGCUGGAUCCCCACCUUUAUUGUCUUCCUUAUCAUCCUCGGCAUGUUUGCGCACUCUGGCGACUUCCAAAACAUCCCCAUGAAAGUCGGUUCAUCUGAGAUGGGCAGUGUCCUUUCGUUCGGGUCAGCUGUGUAUGGCUACGCUACUGGCUGGACCCCGUUUGCAGCCGAUUACACCGUAUAUCAACCCAUUGGUCGCAGCCGGAAGAAGAUUUUCUUCUCGGCCUGGCUUGGUCUCAUAGUCCCACUCCUCUUCAUUGAAAUGCUCGGCGUCGCAUUGAUGAGCGCAACCACUAUCAACGGCGGCAACAAUAAAUACCAAACAGGCUAUGAUGCUUCCGGGAAUGGCGGUGUCAUUGGUGCCGUUCUCGAUCCGCUCGGUGGUUUCGGCAAGUUCUGCCUCGUCAUUCUCGCCCUCUCAAUCGUCGCAAACAACUGCCCAAACAUUUACUCCGUUGGGCUGACGUUUCAGGUUCUCAGCCGCUAUGCUCAACGCGUACCCCGUUUUAUCUGGACAUUCCUCGGCUCUUGUGUGUCCGUGGCGAUUGCAAUCCCCGGUUACUCGGAAUUUGAAGCAGUUCUGGAGAACUUCAUGAACUUCAUUGCAUACUGGCUGGCCAUUUACUCGGGGAUUUCCCUCACGGACCACUUCGUCUUCAAGCGUGGCUUCUCGGGCUAUGUCAUUGAUAACUAUGACAAGCCCGAGAAGCUUCCUCCGGGUAUUGCGACUGCUAUUGCCUUUGGGUUUGGUGUUGCUGGUAUGGUCACUGGGAUGAGUCAACAGUGGUAUGUUGGUCCCAUUUCGAAGUACGCAGGCGGUGGCGAUGUGGGAUUCGAGUUGGCAUUUGCAUUUUCAGGCUUUUCUUAUCUUUUGUUGAGACCCAUUGAGAUGAAGGUAUUUGGGAGGUAG